UCAUUUUUUUAAGAGUUCUGUUUCAGUAUAACAAAAUAAAAAACGAAAUACCUAAAUAAUGCCACGACGUCGUCGACUGCGUUGCAAGGAUGAAGCCGCUGCUAUCUCUGCAACAGGACGAGCCCGACGAAAGCCAAGGCAGCCAAGAGGAGCCGCUCGAAAGUAAAAGCGAUGAGCUGGAUCCGCCCAUCGAGCUGCUGCCCCCCAUUCCAACCAACAACUGGGAAUACAAACUGUUUCCAGAGCUGCACAAUCAGCUGCCCUGCUUUCCCACCUACUCCGAUGUCUUUGGCCAGCGCACGGAUGUGCUCUUCCAGCAGCAGCAGCAGCAGCAGCAACAGCAACCAGCGCAGUCGUCUGAAGAGUUGCCGACGCCGACGCCGCCGCUAUCACUUGCUGCCAGCACUGACAGCUUUGGCAUGGCCGGCUUGGUCAACAACCUGCGUGCCACAGCCAGCAAUGUCAAUGCCUUGCAGCUGUGCACGGGCGAGGACUUGACCACAUUCGGUCUGGAUUUGGCCAGCCAGGGAGACAUCUAUGUGCACUUCAAUGGCCCCUUUACGCAGCAGCCUGCGGUGCGCAGCACCGCCAACUGCGCCUUGGAGCUGGGCAUGCGUGGCAUGCGCGAUGCCAUGGAGAAGUAUCCCAUCAAGCCGCCUGUCUGGGAUCCAUUUGUGCCAGAGACUAGAGAUUUGGGCCUACUGGGUUCGCUGGCGAAAUCGCCGCAGUCUUCACAAGAAAAUUCUGCCAAAGAAUUCUGAUAACUAAAACUGUGUAGUAAACCAAAUACAAGAGACCAUUUGAGCUA
Messenger RNA from Drosophila busckii, 808 nucleotides. RefSeq lists its product as uncharacterized. The transcript has a single exon. The coding region runs from base 90 to 761 and encodes 223 amino acids. NCBI's taxonomy places the organism in Eukaryota, Metazoa, Arthropoda, Insecta, Diptera, Drosophilidae. The record is from RefSeq and is a predicted model, not a curated record.